Mytilus californianus (California mussel) is the source of this 652-nucleotide messenger RNA. RefSeq lists its product as uncharacterized. Gene Ontology annotation, cellular component: central element. Gene Ontology annotation, biological process: synaptonemal complex assembly. The coding region runs from base 80 to 583 and encodes 167 amino acids. Lineage: Eukaryota; Metazoa; Mollusca; Bivalvia; Mytilida; Mytilidae. The transcript is spliced from 4 exons. The record is from RefSeq and is a predicted model, not a curated record.
GUUGCAUAUGGCGGAGAAUACGAAUUUUACAGUGACUGAAAUAUAAGCAGAAGAUUCCCAGUUCCCUAUAAAUAAGACUAUGGAAGCAAAUAACACCAAAGAAUAUCCCUGCGGGAAACAUGAUGAUGUCCAGAAGGAAGUUCUUAAUGUAAACAAUGACCAAGCUGAUGAUUCACAAAACCAAACAGAAGAGUUGGAAAAUAUUUGUUCAAAUUCCUCGAAUCUAGCAUCACUGGCCGCAGCACAUAAAGCAAUGACGUCACUAAAGGAUCUGGUUCCUUGUGAGUUUUCGCGAGAGGAAAUAACACAUUCUGCAGAUGAAUUGAUUAAUUCAUUAAAUGCUAAAAGAAAAAGGGACUCGGAAAUUAUCGAGGACUUCAAAAAGACGUGCGAGUUACAGACAAGCAGGUCAUGCACUCUCAUCGAACAACACAUAUUUAAAAUCUAUGAGAAGCAGGGAAAAACUAUCCAGGAUAAAAUCCAAGAUCUGUAUGCUGUUCUUGACAGAAUAUCGAAACUGGAAAAGAAGAUACAAGAAUUCAAGCGAGCUCUUCAGGGACUCUGCUUCGAGUUUAAUGAUUAAGUCUUUACCACACAUUAAAUUGAUAUUAAAGACUGUAAUUGUAAUAAUGUUUAAAUUAUAGAAAAGAAA